AUGAACAUUCUGUGUAUAUCUGUGGCGCACAAAAUUCCUGAUUUAAAAGAAAAUAUAGAUAAUAAAACACAUUUAAAAUAUGGAAAAGUACAAAAAGCGUGUUCCCAGAUAGAUGUUAUUUGUAAAACUAACGAUUCAAGCGUAUGUUCUGUUAGACUAUUUGACGGGAAACUGGAAUAUAAGGAUUUUUUAAAUUCAUGUUAUCAUUCUAUGAAUAACAUGUGUAAUAAUCCUGAAAAUGAAUAUUACAUAAUUGUCUCUGGUACAUGCAAAGACUUUCUCAAUUCGCGUAGAAACAGUCCAAUAGAAGUGCCGAAUAAUGCAACAUCGGGGAAAAUUACGAUAAUGCCAUCAAAACCUGCCGCACCCACUACUUUAAAACAUAAAAUACUACGCUCAGAAACGACACUAAGCACUCUGUACGACAUUGAAACAGCGUUCGACUAUCACACAUGCCCGUAUUCUUGUCCAAAUGCGUAUGACCCAGUAUGCGUGGCUGUGAACAGAGGACAUGGGUUGUAUUUUAAGUUUUAUACAUUUGUCAAUCAUUGCGCUGGUGAUCUGUAUUAUUGUAAGCAUUGGCAAGAGUUCAGUCCACCGCCCGACGAAGGAGAGAUGGUCAAAAGUUCCCCAUUGAGCUGGUCAUUGUGUGCUGCAUACAAAUAUAUUCAGUUCGCUCGAUUUGGAGAAGUGACGUCAUCAAUGGGUUAUUAUGGCUGGCUGGCGGGGGAUCACAAGUACAGUCAUAUUUUGGAACCACACGAAAGAAUAUCCGGCUACGGAUGAAACAGCAAAAGAAAGAUAAAUGGAACAUCAAGUGUAAAUGAACUAAAUGAUAAAUGAAAAACAAUCUA
Messenger RNA from Colias croceus (clouded yellow), 854 nucleotides. RefSeq lists its product as uncharacterized. The record is from RefSeq and is a predicted model, not a curated record. The transcript has 6 exons. NCBI's taxonomy places the organism in Eukaryota, Metazoa, Arthropoda, Insecta, Lepidoptera, Pieridae. The coding region runs from base 1 to 786 and encodes 261 amino acids.